Drepanopeziza brunnea f. sp. 'multigermtubi' MB_m1 is the source of this 2067-nucleotide messenger RNA. RefSeq lists its product as uncharacterized. NCBI's taxonomy places the organism in Eukaryota, Fungi, Ascomycota, Leotiomycetes, Helotiales, Drepanopezizaceae. Gene Ontology annotation, biological process: lipid metabolic process. The record is from RefSeq and is a predicted model, not a curated record.
AUGGGGUCGAUUCCUUUUCUUGGCCGCUUGGGCAUGGCCGAGUAUAUUGCGCUAGUGGGAUCUUUCUUUCUGGUCGGACUCGAAGCUCUUGCACGGGUCGUGACACUUGCGCUUCCUUCUUCGGUCAUCAACCUCUGCUACCGAGCUUCGAGACGACUGUUCAAUCGCUUCGCCUCCCCCGCUACAAAGGAAGCCCAGUCGAAGAAGAGUGAUAUCUCAAAGAAAAUUCGAAAUGCCUCCGACUUCGUGGAUCUUUGUGCUGUCUUUGGGUAUACCGCUGAAGAACAUGUCGUGCAGACUAGGGACGGCUACUUGUUAGGUCUACAUCGAUUGGCAUACCGUAAGGGGGAGGAAGACCAGAAGAUCAAUCGUGGCAAUAAUUGCGUGCGGAAGCCUGUGGUGUACUUGCAUCACGGAUUGAUGAUGAAUAGUGAGGUUUGGGUAUGCUUGACGGAAGAAGAGAGAUGCUUGCCGUUCCAGCUGGUUCAGAAGGGAUACGAUGUUUGGCUCGGCAACAAUAGAGGAAAUAAGUACUCCAAGAAGUCUAUCCAUCACUCCCCUGCGGAUAUCUCGUUUUGGAACUUUUCGAUGGACGAGUUUGCCUUCCAUGACAUCCCCGACAGCAUCGCAUACAUCCUCGAAACAACCUCAGCACCCUCACUGUCCUACAUCGGGUUCUCCCAAGGAACAGCACAAGCUUUCGCUUCUUUGGCAGUCCACCCACGACUCAACGAGCAAGUCAAUGUUUUCAUCGCCCUAGCACCAGCCAUGUCACCUGCUGGCCUCUCAAACGGCAUCGUCGAUGCUCUCGUCAAAGCCUCCCCCCAAGUUCUCUUCCUCAUGUUUGGGCGCCACUCGAUCCUCAGCUCAGUAACAAUGUGGGAAUCCAUCCUCUACCCACCCAUCUUCGUCCGCCUCGUCGAUACGGGGCUCUCGUUCCUCUUCGGCUGGCACGUCCGCAAUAUUUCCACGUCCCAGAAGCUGGCCGCUUACCGGCACCUCUACUCAUUUUCCAGCGUGAAGAGCGUGGUGCACUGGUUCCAGAUCAUCCGCACCAAGAGUUUUCAGAUGUAUGAUGAUGACGUCCAGCCGGCUCUUUCACUGAGCACUGUCAACAGAUACACCAAAGUUGCCAAAUUCCCCACCCGCAACAUCAAGACCCCCGUGAUACUCGUAUAUGGCGGUUGUGAUUCGUUUAUGGACAUUGAUGUUAUGCUCCGCGAACUUCCCAUGCACACGGUGGCUAUCCGAAUCCCGCACUUUGAACAUCUCGAUUUCCUUUGGGCCCGCGAGGUCAACACCCUCGUCUUCCCGCACGUCUUCGACGCAUUAGAAAGCUUCUACGACGCAGAGCACUCCAAGGAAGAAUACGAGCACUACAGGAGGGUACGACGCGUAAGCUUAGCAUCGAACACGCACCAGUUACACACGCGUCCUCUAGGCGAAGAUGGCUCUCCAACAUACGCUGACAAGGCCGCUACGCUAACAAAUGGCGACUCCAACGCUCUCGUCGUCCGGCCAAACGAUGAUGGCACCGGCAACGGAGUGGUAUCAGACGCAGACGUCUCGCUACGUACAGCGAGUAUGCGCAAACGCGCACGAAACCAGCACAAGGCUGUCGAGGAUUCCUUUGAAAAGGGGUCUUCGCCUACCCCGAACCGCCACAUCAAAACUGUCUCGGUUGACGACGAAUCUGGCUCUGGAUCAGGAGAAGGAAGAUCGAGCCCGAAGCACACGCACGGAAGAAGGAGCAGUAUUGGCAGUAACAUCAGUUUUGCGAGUCUGACGGGGGAUCGGCAGAGAGGGAUCAGUCUCGGAGUGGGCAGGGCAGUGAGUGCGGUUAGUAAGGCGGGUAUGGAGAUCUCGAGGAGCAGUGAUGAGGGGAGUCCCGGAGCGAAGAGGAAGGGGAACGGCCGCGACGCUCGUGCCACGGUCCCGCCAGAACUGUCCGUAGGCUCUCGAACAGAUGGCCGACAUCCUUUCCAUCAUGGACCGAACAGCAAGGGUCUCACGCCACCUGUCGUCUGCAGUCGAACGUUUAUGACCGACCAUUCACAUUCAGAAUGA